Messenger RNA from Diabrotica virgifera virgifera (western corn rootworm), 579 nucleotides. RefSeq names its product protein FMC1 homolog. The transcript is spliced from 2 exons. Lineage: Eukaryota; Metazoa; Arthropoda; Insecta; Coleoptera; Chrysomelidae. Gene Ontology annotation, cellular component: mitochondrion. The record is from RefSeq and is a predicted model, not a curated record. Bases 162 to 470 code for a protein of 102 amino acids.
GGCGCAGGAAUUUUUGACAUGAACGAAAAUAGCGACUUGGAAUUUAAAAUUGUAUCCUAUAAACGAAAACGACGUAGUCCUAAUAAGAAGGGCAUUCUUAAACCUAAUUCCUCUACGGAAUCAGAUAUUGAUUUAGAAGAAGCUGUUAGCGUGUUGAAAACAUGGUAUCAAAAAUCUGCACAAUAAGGCAAAUUAUUAGCGAACUAAGAUAUGCCUUGCCUGAAGGUAACUUGAAAAAUAAUCUCAUGCUGCAGUAUGUGAUAAGUCAGUUCAGAAAAUACAAAACUACAGAUGAGCAACUGUGUAAAGCUAGACAAGAAAUGGACUUCAUGGCAAAGACUUAUUUAUGCUACUUGAAGAGCACUAGAUUGAGUGACGAGAUACAUCAAGAAUAUCACGGAAAGGGUGAGAGAACCGUGGCAGAUACUGCUAACAUGGUUGGAUUUAAGUUGCCUCAUGAUCCUAAAUAGUUGUAAAAAUGUAUAACAUCAACAUUUAGAAGUUGUAUAGACAUGUAGAUACGUAAGAUUGUUAGAAAUUUAUUAUUUAAUAAUGUAGAAAAUAUAAACAAAAUCAUUA